CUCUUAAUCCUUCACCCAUGGAGCAGCCUUCACCGAGGGCGCAAUGCGCGCCCUCGCACGUGGAUUCUUGGGCACUCGCGGAAGGACGUGCAGACACAUUUCCGACCGCUUCAGUGCCCGCUUCGAAGAGGACGACGAACCGAGCUUGGCUCCAAAGAGGCCGCAGAAAUCUGCUACAGAGCAAGGUUCCAGAUAUUUGGAGGACGUUACCAACACCCGCCUGCGACGGCUGGCAAACCAUUCUCGAACCAAGGCGCUCUUUGACUCUCCGACAGAGGACCAUCGGAAGUUUCCAGACAAAGGUUCGAGGUUCCGGGUGGAUGCAUCCGUUUUUGAUGAGUCCCUACAUAUGCAGGCGACACAGCUGGAGAAGCUUAUCAAAGAGGGACGGAAGGAGCGAGAGGACACCCGGCAGGAGCACCUGCGUCGAGCCGCAAAGGAGAAAGAUCUUCGAGCCAGGCAAGGGGAGGUCAUUCGGGAAGUCCGGCGGCCAUCCGUGGAGAAUAUCAAGAGUUGCUCGUCAGGCCCACCACCUGCAGACGAGCAGACCAGCACGACACCUUCAGAGACGAAGGGAGCUGCUGAUGAGGCAAAGGCAGCGGCGGCAGCGGCCACAGAACUCGCGAAGCAAGAGCUAAGCACCGAAGAAGAGACAGGCUGCAGUCAGGACAACACGGUCGCCGACGAGUCCAACCUUCAGCAGGAGGUGCUCAGCCCGCGACAAUUGAUGGCGCGUGUCGGCCUUGUGCGACCUGAUUCAACACGGACCGGAGCAAUGCCAACGACCCCAGAUAUAGAGAAGAUCGUGAACUCUGUUGCAGUCCUAUCGCGGCGGAAAGCUUCCCAGGACAGAGAGAAGCUUGCUGGGCUGCUAGCCCAGUUGGAACCAGAGCACCCUGCCAAGAACUGUGUGGAGUGCGAUGCUUGCAUUUUGCAUCCGGAUUUUGAAAGAAGGGGCAUGUGGAUGCAGCAUGUUUGCCUGAAGUGGAACACGGAGAUGUUUCCCCAUUCAAUGGCCAGACAAGAACUGCUGAAGUCACACAUUGUGGAUUGAAAUUUUGCAAGGCUGUCCCGCCUUACUCCCAGCCUUUGCGCAUCUGUGCUUGUGGCCUUGCCCUGGGUGCCCCAGUGGACACCACAGCUGUUGAAGCGUCUGGCACACCAGGCUCAAAUCCGGAUAAAACUCGUGCACAAUCUGGCCAGCCCCCCCUCUAGCUCCCAUAUACAACCUCGUAAACCAGGAAUGUACGUAAGAACUCCCAUGAGCCCCCAAGAUGUAUGUUUAGAUCGGAGAGCGCGAUACUCUUUGUUUGGAGAUCCCUGGGCCACAACUCUAAGUCGACGCGAAGGCUUUGUAGCUCUCUGGUUACUGUGGCCUAUGCAUUCCGGGAGGCCAAUGCGCUGAAUACGCUCACUCUGGCGACGACACUGCCUACAGCUCAGAUCAAGUUUGCCGCCAAUCCCCACACGCGAGACUAUUCUAUAUUUGAAAUGUUAAGCCGUUAAGCCAACGGAUUAGUCCGUCUUAGGAGCUGAUAGUAUAUACAUAUAUAGCUGUGUGAUUUUAGAGUUGCCAUGUUUGGUUUAAAAAAACAGAAUGCAUGUGUUUUGUGAACUUGAUUAUAAAAUAUCAUAUAUAUAUAUAGUUAUACAUGUGUGUUUCCCUAUUUUUAUAAAAUGCUUUCAUUGG
Molecule: messenger RNA, 1690 nt
Organism: Durusdinium trenchii
Lineage: Eukaryota; Dinophyceae; Suessiales; Symbiodiniaceae
Source: the annotation of a GenBank genome assembly